AUGGCCGAGCGAGUCCAGCAGCCCCCAGCCAAGCGGCUCUGCUGCAGGCCCGGCUACAACCCGGCGUGCAGGCAGGGGCAGCGGGCUGGCGGAGUCCUGUGUGGCGGCGCGGGGUCCGCUCCGGGCGGGUCGGGGAGCGGAAAAACGCACAACCCGGAGUCGUUGCUCGACAUCGCGGCGCGCCGAGUCGCGGAGAAGUGGCCGUUCCAGCGGGUGGAGGAGCGGUUCGAGAGGAUCCCGGAACCCGUCCAGCGGAGGAUCGUAUACUGGUCUUUCCCGAGGAGCGAGAAGGAGAUCUGUAUGUACUCCUCUUUCAACGCCGGAGGAGAGGAAAGUGGAACUAGCGGGGACAAUAAUGACGAGACCCAGCUGCCUUUCCUACGGGGUGUCACUCUGCUGGAGGGUGGCUGGGUGGACAACGUAUUGCAAGUCGUCGCUCUUUGUGCAAACCACGUGUGUGUGUGUGUGUGUGUUUGUGUGUAUGUAACGGCCCUCCUUGUCUCCUCCCAUCUCCUCCUGCAGGUGAGGGAGAUGCUGAAGAUGCGUGACUCCAACGGAGCGAGGAUGUUAACACUGAUCACAGAACAGUUCAUGGCUGACCCUCGGCUGGCGCUGUGGAGACAGCAGGGCACCACCAUGACCGACAAGUACAGACAGCUCUGGGACGAGCUAGGUGCCCUGUGGAUGUGCAUCGUACUAAACCCCCACUGCAAGGCGGAGCAGAAGUCAUCAUGGCUGCGCCAGCUGCGCAGAUGGAACAGCGUGGACGUCUGUCCCUGGGAGGACGGUAACCACGGCAACGAGCUGCCCAACCUCACCCACUCACUGCCUCAGGGUGCCCAUGGCAACCAAGAGAUGCGCCCCCACAGGACCGUGUUCACGCGGGCCAUCGAGGCCUGCGACCUGCACUGGCAGGACCGACACCUCCAGCACAUUAUUGCCAGCGACCUCUAUGCCAACUACUGUUACCAUGACAACCAGGAGGGCUCCCUCUUUGACACGCGCGGCUGGCCCUUGUGGCACGAACACGUCCCGACGGCCUGCGCCAGGGUGGACGCGCUGCGCUCGCACGGGUACCCGCGAGAGGCCCUGCGGUUGGCCAUCGCCGUGGUGAACACGUUACGGCGGCAGCAGCAGAGGCAGCUGGAGCACUUCCGCCGACACAAGAAAGAGUUGCUCCAUAAAGGCCAUACCUCCAUAACCAACAUGGAGGGCUGGGUGGGGCACCCACUGGAUCCCAUCGGUACCCUGUUCAGCACCCUGACUGAGUCAGGACGAGGGGGAGAGGAGGGCUCAAACACCUGCUUAGACCUCUCAGACUGCUCCAGCGUCGUGAGCCGGGCCGAGCUCCAGCGGAUGCCCGUGCAGCGGCUGCUGGGCGACGGCGAGUCGUACGCGGCGCUGGCGGUGGAGACGGCUCUGAUCGGCCUCGGCCAGCAGCGGGUGAUGCCCGACGGGCUGUACGCUCAGGAGAAGGUGUGUCGCAACGAAGAGCAGCUGCUGGCCAAGCUGCAGGAAGUGGAGCUGGACGACUCGCUGGUCAAAAUCUUCCGUAAACAGGCCGUCUUUCUGCUGGAGGCCGGUCCGUACUCUGGCCUCGGAGAGAUCGUCCACAGAGAGAGUGUUCCCAUGCACACCUUCGCCCGCUAUCUCUUCACCUCCCUCCUACCUCACGACGCUGAACUGGCGUACAAAAUUGCACUGAGAGCCAUGCGGUUGCCCGUAUUGGAGUCGACGGCCUCGUCCGGCGACCUGUCGCGACCCCACCACAUCGUGUCGGUGGUGCCCAACCGCUACCCGCGCUGGUUCACCCUGAGCCACAUCGAGUCUCAGCAGUGUGAGCUGGCCUCCACCAUGCUCACUGCCGCCAAAGGGGACAGUCGCAAGCUGGAGACGGUCCUGGAGUCCAUCCAGAAGAACAUUCACUCCUCGUCUCACAUCUUCAAGCUGGCACAAGACGCCUUCAAGAUCGCCACUCUGAUGGACAGCCUGCCUGACAUCACGCUACUCAAAGUCUCGCUGGAGCUGGGACUGCAGGUGAUGAGAAUAACUCUGUCCACAUUGAACUGGAGGAGGAGAGAGAUGGUGCGCUGGUUAGUCACGUGUGCCACUGAAGUGGGUGUGUACGCGCUGGACAGCAUCAUGCAGAGCUGGUUCACCCUCUUCACCCCCACCGAGGCCACCAGCAUCGUGGCCACCACCGUCAUGUCCAACAGCACCAUCGUCCGCCUCCACCUGGACUGCCACCAGCAGGAGAACCUGGCCUCGUCGGCCCGCACCCUCGCCCUGCAGUGCGCCAUGAAGGACCCCCAGAACUGCGCCCUCUCCGCGCUGACCCUCUGUGAAAAGGACCACAUUGCCUUCGAGACAGCCUACCAGAUUGUACUGGACGCGGCGGCGACGGGGAUGAGCUACACGCAGCUGUUCACCAUCGCGCGCUACAUGGAGCACCGCGGCUACCCGAUGCGGGCGUACAAGCUGGCGACGCUCGCCAUGGCCCACCUGAACCUCAGCUACAACCAGGACACGCACCCGGCCAUCAACGACGUGCUCUGGGCCUGCGCGCUCAGCCACUCGCUGGGGAAGAACGAGCUGGCCGCCGUCAUCCCCCUGGUGGUCAAGAGCGUGAAGUGCGCCACCGUGCUCUCGGACAUUUUGCGGCGGUGCACGCUGACCACGCCGGGGAUGGUGUCGGCGCUGCACAGCCGCAGGACCUCCGGGAAGCUCAUGUCGCUGGACAAGGCGCCGCUCAGGCAGCUGCUGGACGCGACCAUCGGGGCGUACAUCAACACCACGCACUCGCGGCUCACGCACAUCAGCCCGCGCCACUACAGCGAGUUCAUAGAGUUCCUGGGCAAGGCGCGGGAGACGUUCAUGAUGGCGCACGACGGACACAUCCAGUUCACCCAGUUCAUAGACAACCUGAAACAGAUCUACAAGGGCAAAAAGAAACUAAUGAUGCUGGUGAGGGAGCGGUUCGGCUGAAAAGCCUCCCCUCUCUACUCUAGUACUUUUCUAUUAACUUGAGUCUGCCUUUUGAACUUCUUUUGGACGUAUAAAAUAAGUAAAACGAGGGAUGUGACUUGUAGAAUGAAGCAAAAUGAGAAAGGAAAAGAUGACAAAAAAAUCAACAGAGCCACAAGCUGUAUUAUUGUUCUUGCUGUUGUUAUUGUUAUAAACAUUAUUACUAUUAUUAUUAUUAAUAAUAUUAUUACUACUAUGUGUACAGAAGUGUUUUUAUUUUUCAGAAGAGAGGAAAUUUGUCACGUUGUGAAUGUUGUAUGUGUUUCUCUACAUGUGUGCGAGAGGAAAAUGAGAAGCGAAAUGGCUUUUUUGUUUUUUAUUUUUUUUGUUCCUUUAUUUCUAUGAUUUAAAGCAUAUGUCCCGCCUCCCCCCCCCCUCAUUUUCCAGUGUAUAUCGAGUUGUAUGUUGUAGAGCGGCCGAAGCCCUUUUACAACAGCGAAAAAAAGAAGAAGAAGAAGAAACAAAAACUACGUCUCGGCAUCCUCAAAGAGAAACUAAGGCUUUAAACCACACGGAGCACCUCCCUCUGACCACGCCCUCACCGGGGGGGCGAUGGCCAGCACCGCACAGCUUAGCUCGGCUCGGCGCAGCUUGGGUUAGCACUGACAGGAAGCCGCCAUCAGCAUUCCUUUAGACGCAGCAGCAGCAGCAGCAGCAGAAGCAGAAGCAGCACUUGAGCAGCGAUGGCACAUUACGCAAAGAUUAGGAGUAUUGUUGUUCCAAUAAUGAAAUGUAGUACAGCUGUGACGCUCGACUAAAUACCCGCCGCAGUCGAAGCAGAUACCCAGAGGGAGACGACUACCUCACGACACGGUAUUUUCCUGCUUUCUUUCUCUCUGGCUGCCGUGAAAUGCACCAUCUCCACCGUACGAUGGCAGGAAAGAAUCGCUGGUGGAGCCAGAUUCCCGCCACUGCCCCGGCAUCGGUACUUACUUACACCCCCCUCGCCCCCCCUCCCCUCCUCCUCCCACUAAAAAGAUUUGGCUCCAACAGAAGUUGAGAAUGUGUCGGUGUCUCUCAGUCCUCUCUCAUCUCCCCCCAACAGCCACCCCUCGUAUGGUAUUUUUCAGACCAGGCCAGUGUCCUUUCCCUCUGUGCAUGUGAAUCAUAGAAAUUAGACUCUCUACUGUUAAAGUUCGCUGUGUGCAACCUUCAGUAAUUGUCAACCAGAACGUUCUCAGGGAUUUCUCUACACAGGAAAAAAGGCGGAACAAGUGAUCGACUGACUACAGGAAAAGAAAAAGAGACAAAAA
Molecule: messenger RNA, 4277 nt
Organism: Pungitius pungitius (ninespine stickleback)
Lineage: Eukaryota; Metazoa; Chordata; Actinopteri; Perciformes; Gasterosteidae
Product: zinc finger SWIM domain-containing protein 6-like
Exons: 12
Coding region: 1-2985 (994 amino acids)
Cellular component (GO): Cul2-RING ubiquitin ligase complex
Source: RefSeq, a predicted model, not a curated record